UCAACAUAGAAACUUCACUUCAUUCAAAGCCUCUCAAAUCUCAAUCUUCUUAGUUGUCCUUUUAUCCCUUCAAUUGUUCCACAAAAUUUGGUAACUUUAGAGAGAAAGAGAGAUGGCUAGCUGCAGCAUGGCAUCUGCUGCUUCUGGGUUUGUGAUGACGCCUAAUGUUGCCUCCAACACAGGCUCUGCUCCAAAGACCAGUACCCUGUUCUUUUCUUCAAGGACCAACACCAACCCAACCAACAACAUAUCAAGAGUGCUUGUGGUAAGGGCCGCAGAGGAGGUGGCAGGGGCGACCACAGCGGCAACUGAAGCUCCAAAGCCUAAACCACCACCAAUUGGACCACCCAGAGGCGCCAAGGUGAAAAUUCUUAGGAAGGAGUCCUACUGGUUCAACGGUAUUGGAUCUGUAGUUACUGUUGACCAGGACCCGAAGACUCGAUACCCAGUUGUGGUUCGAUUCAACAAGGUUAAUUACGCUAAUGUAUCUACAAACAACUAUGCUUUGGAUGAAGUCCAAGAAGUUAAAUGAGUGAUGACUGCCUUUGUAAUACUGAAUUCCUUAUUCUCUGUCUCUUCAACCUGUAUCAUAUCAUACUCUGUUACUUAUUCUGUCAAGUUGAAUCAGUUUUCUUCACUGUGUA
This is a messenger RNA of Tripterygium wilfordii, 644 nucleotides long. RefSeq names its product photosystem I reaction center subunit IV B, chloroplastic-like. Gene Ontology annotation, cellular component: photosystem I; photosystem I reaction center. Bases 113 to 532 code for a protein of 139 amino acids. The record is from RefSeq and is a predicted model, not a curated record. NCBI's taxonomy places the organism in Eukaryota, Viridiplantae, Streptophyta, Magnoliopsida, Celastrales, Celastraceae. Gene Ontology annotation, biological process: photosynthesis. The transcript is spliced from 3 exons.